Lactuca sativa (garden lettuce) is the source of this 1129-nucleotide messenger RNA. RefSeq names its product aquaporin NIP2-1. The record is from RefSeq and is a predicted model, not a curated record. Lineage: Eukaryota; Viridiplantae; Streptophyta; Magnoliopsida; Asterales; Asteraceae. Gene Ontology annotation, molecular function: channel activity. Gene Ontology annotation, cellular component: membrane. Gene Ontology annotation, biological process: transmembrane transport.
UCAAGUAGGUUAAUUGUUUUUUGAAUGGAAAGGGAAUACGUGAAUUAUAUAAAACCUCAAGCACCUAAGGUGUCACUUUAUAGCUACCACUAGCAUAAAAGAUUCCCUUACAUUCAUAAUCAAUGUCCAAAACACAUUCAAAUUAUGGCACAAAUGAGUUACCCAUCACUACAACCGAAAUAACGGAAGAAAACCAACAGUUUAAAUUCGCUACAUUACUUCAGCUUCGUUAUCCUCCUGGUUUUUUCCGAAAGGUGGUGGCAGAGUCGGUUGCCACCUUCUUGUUGGUGUUUGUGACAUGUGGAUCAGCGGCACUUGCUACAAGCAAUGAACACAAGGUGUCUCAACUUGGAGCCUCGCUUGCGGGUGGUCUCAUUGUGACGGUUAUGAUUUAUGCAGUUGGACAUAUUUCAGGUGCACACAUGAACCCUGCGGUCACACUAGCGUUUGGAGCCGUGGGACAUUUUCCUUGGAACCAGGUCCCGAUCUAUGCAAUUGCACAACUAAUGGGGUCUAUAGCGGCUUCAUUCUGCCUACGUGUACUUUUACAACAAGGGACAUAUUUGGGCACAACAACACCUUCGGGGACAAAUGAACAAGCUCUAAUAAUGGAAAUCAUCGUCACUUUUACAAUGAUGUUUGUCACCUCAGCAGUAGCCACAGAUUCUAAAGCCGUAGGAGAGUUAGCGGGUAUAGCAGUAGGAUCGGCAGUAUGCAUUACUUCCAUCUUAGCAGGACCGAUAUCAGGGGGAUCGAUGAAUCCAGCACGCACUAUCGGACCGGCUUUAGCUAGCAAUAAUUAUAAAGGGAUUUGGGUGUAUAUUGUUGGCCCUAUAACAGGGACGGUAUCUGGGGUGAUGUGUUAUAAUUUUGUUCGAGCAACUGAUAGACCUCUUCAGAUUUAAACAUCGAGAAUGAAGAGCAAUGACGAAAAUGCUAUUGUUUAAAGAUAAAUUAGUUCUUUGUAAUUGUAUAUUCCGAUCAACUAUAAUGGUUUCUCAUUGAAUAGAAUAAUAAGGUAACAGAAUUAGUUAUUACAUUCCAUUUCAUGUCAUGCUUAGUUGGCGUUUAGGAAUGGAAUGUAAUGAAUCUUUUGUAUUAUAUAAAUAGCAAUAUGGUAUUAAAAAUA